AUGGCGACCGACGGAGUGGCGGCCUCGGCCCCCGAGACGUGGCUGGCUGCGCUCGAUCCCGAGCUCAGGAUGCACAUACGGAGCUGCCAGUGCCCCUGCGACCAUAUGGGCUACGGAAACUACCUGAAUUACCAGGUUCGAGAAUAUCCACAAAGACAGCUAUUCCCAGGCCAAGAGACAUCCUUCAAUGUGCCUCAAUACUAUAAUGGUAUAGGUGAAUAUUAUCAUUCCUACGACUACCACGGUUCCAUCGAAUCCUGCUCCUGCAGUUCGGGAAUGGCAACACUCACUGUAGGCCUCUGUCUUCCACUUAUCCUAAGUUCAAAACAAGAGCCUUCCUCAGCAGAAGAGAGGUUACAAAUCGUUAAAAGACUUCUAACGGAAGUGCCACUAAUAGAUGGUCACAAUGAUCUCCCAUGGAACUUGAGGAAAUUCGUCCACAACAGGCUGAAUAACUUGAACUUGAGUGCUAUGAGCAAAGACUUACCAUGGUCGAAAAGCAGAUGGUCUCACACCGAUAUACCAAGACUCAAGGCUGGUCUCAUUGGUGGGCAGUUCUGGUCGGCAUAUGUCCCCUGUAAAGCUCAACACUUGGAUGCCGUACAAGUUACUUUAGAGCAGAUAGAUGUCAUCAAAAGAUUUGUUGAAUAUAAUUCGAACGACUUCGUCAUGGUGAGAUCCCCACAAGAGAUACAGAGUGUUCAUAAAGAAGGACGUAUAGCUUCGCUGAUUGGGGUGGAGGGUGGUCAUGCUUUGGGCAAUUCUCUGGCAGUUCUACGAACAUUUUACAAUCUUGGUGCUAGGUACCUCACAAUAACUCAUAACUGUGAUACUCCAUGGGCUACAGGAUCUCAUACACAAUCUACAGAAGGACUCUCUGAAUUCGGUAAAAACGUGAUCAGGGAAAUGAAUAGACUAGGAAUGAUAAUUGAUUUAUCCCAUUCCUCAAUAAACACUGCCAAAGAAGCUCUGAAUAUUUCACAAGCGCCUGUUAUGUUUUCUCACUCGAGCGCUUAUGCAUUGUGUAAUUCAUCGAGGAAUGUUCAUGAUGACGUAUUGAAGCUGAUAGCUCAUUACGGUGGAGUGAUCAUGGUUAAUUUUUACAGUUACCACGUAACUUGCAAUAAUACUGCCAGUAUACAAGAUGUCAUCAACCAUAUUAACCACAUAAGAUUGGUGGCUGGUAUUGACCAUGUCGGGAUCGGUGCUGGAUACGAUGGAAUCAAUAUGACUCCUAGUGGCUUAGAGGAUGUUUCCCGAUAUCCUAAUUUAUUAGCGGAACUUCUAGCUGAUCCUGCAUGGAGUGAGAAGGAUAUCGUGGCUUUAGCUGGUUUGAAUUUAUUGAGGGUUUUCGAAAAAGUAGAGACUAUAAGGAAUGACUGGAAGAAAGCUGAAGUUCCACCUUUUGAGGACUCCAUAUCACCUAUAUUUAAUCCAUGUUCUAGUUUGUAUUCCUGA
Molecule: messenger RNA, 1458 nt
Organism: Phaedon cochleariae (mustard beetle)
Lineage: Eukaryota; Metazoa; Arthropoda; Insecta; Coleoptera; Chrysomelidae
Source: the annotation of a GenBank genome assembly